Procambarus clarkii (red swamp crayfish) is the source of this 2549-nucleotide messenger RNA. RefSeq names its product WD repeat-containing protein l(2)05287. Gene Ontology annotation, molecular function: RNA binding; protein binding. Gene Ontology annotation, cellular component: nucleolus. NCBI's taxonomy places the organism in Eukaryota, Metazoa, Arthropoda, Malacostraca, Decapoda, Cambaridae. The record is from RefSeq and is a predicted model, not a curated record. Gene Ontology annotation, biological process: positive regulation of transcription by RNA polymerase I; positive regulation of rRNA processing.
AUGUUAGGGUACGAACGGUUCGUUUGUUGAUAAACAAGCGCAAGAUGGAGGAGGCGCCACGCGCCUCGCGGGGGGAACCUGACAAUAUCUCCACCAUACACACAGACUGGGGGCCCCUGGUGCACGUCAGGCCUGUAUUUACAACCGACUCCAAAUAUUUAAUCGCAGCAUCAGGGAGUGCUGUCAAGUUAUUUAGUACCACUAGUGGAAGCCUUCUAGAAGAACGGCAUUACCAUGAAGCUAAGGUUGUUGGAGUGGUGCCAUCCUCUGUUGAAGAGAACCAGUUUGUAUCUUGUGAUGAGAGCGGUGUGGUGUGUUUCUGGAACUUCCAGAAGAAAAAAGACAUUAAGAAAUUUGUUCUUCUGCCAAAAGAAAACAGCAUGAGGAGGGUUGCAUCGUUCAAUUAUUGUAGCAGACGUGAAGAAUUAUUUUUAUUGGUACAAAUUUGUGAGUCACAGAAGGGAAACUUGCUGAAGUUCUGCCAUCCAUUUAAGGCUAACAAAUAUUCUAAAAUGUCUACGGAUGUUUCGUUGGGGCAAAACAAGUUUGCAGUGUCACAUUGUGAGAGUUAUAUAGCCCAUGUAUCACAAGAAGGUCUUGUUGUCCUUGGAAAUGAUUGCAGUGUUGGAGGCAUUAACCGAAGAAGACACUUGGUUGGCGAUCGUAAAGUGACUUGUGUGAUCUUCCACCCUUCACAAGAUGCAAUAGCCACUGGGGACAUCACUGGACGUGUUGUUAUUUGGUAUGAAUUUAUGCGUGCCAAUCCUAUAAAAAAAGAACUCCAUUGGCAUACACAGCCAGUUGCUGAUCUUGCAUUUUCUUUCACAGGAAAGGAGUUGUACAGUGGAGGUGGGGAAUCUGUGUUGGUGAAGUGGCAGCUCUCCGAAGACCAACGGAGCUUUCUUCCUCGCCUGGGAUUGAACAUAAAAUAUGUGGCUACAGAUAUUAGGAAUAAUUGCAUUGCAACAGCUCAUGUAGAUAAUUCAUUUACCAUUAUUUCUGCAAAGGAGUACAUGGUAGAAGGGAUUAUCCAAGGCCUUGCCAUGAAUGUCGACAAUGUUGAGCCUUUCCCAGCAGGCAUAGUUUAUGAUCCAAGGACUCGAGCUGCUGUUUUGAAUGGCAGAACAGGCCAUGUUCAAUUUUAUGACUUUCAACAUUGCAGACAACUUUUCCAUUUGGAUAUAACACUGAUCAAUUACUAUACCCAAGAGAGAUAUCAGAAGAUCCACAACACAGAUGUUGAGCAUCUUGCAGUGUCUCCAGAUGGGCAUUGGCUAGCCACUAUCGAAUAUAGAGAUGACCAUCAAACCUCUUUAGAACUUCGCCUUAAAUUCUGGAACUUUAAGAAGAAAGAUCAGAAUUGGUACCUCAACACCUGUAUAGAAAUGCCACAUGAUAAGUAUGUCAAUGGCAUCACAUUCCAGCCAUCUCUAGGACCCGAACAAGCGUCGCCACUCUGUGUAACUUGUGGAGAUGAUGGCAGGUUUAAGGUUUGGCAAGAAACUGAUACCACAGAUAUAUAUGGGGAAAAAAGUUGUUGGAGUUGCUGUGGCAUAGGAUUUUAUAGACAUCUUCCAGCAACAGCAGUACGGAUGUCUCAUGAUGGCUCGCUCAUUGCUGCUGGUUUUGGGAGUAUCCUGACAUUUUGGCUGCCCUCAUCUUGCAACCUUAAAGGCACACUGUCUCAGCCAUACCUUACUGAGAAGAUCAAACAGAUUGAAUUUGGACGUGGUAAAGGAUCUGAAUCCAUAGUUGUGACUCGCACAGAGCACUGGGUUUGUGCCUGGGAUUUGUUCACUUGUACUCUCUCUUGGAGAGUUAGCAUUUGCUCCACAUGCUUAGCUGCUGAUCCACUGUCAUCCUACAUGGCUGUAUUCUCUGCGGAGUGUGAUGUUUUUGUGUUUGAGCCACGAAGUAGUGAAUUGGUAUCUUGGCAAUACAACAUUGACAAGCACCCUGCUCUCUCUGCUGUUUUUGUCCCUCACUUAAAGAAGCCUAAUUCAAAUGCCCGUUGGAAUGAACAAAGUGCAUUGAUAUAUAUCAAUAGAAAUCAGACUCUACAAAUUCUUGAAGUGAAUGUAGAUCUAAGUUCAGCCAAAGACAAGAUAGCAGGACGAGUGAGAAUGUUAGUUCAGGACACGGAGGCGUAUACAGCACCGACCCCAUUUGCUGCUCUUGUUGCCCAGACACGAGUGGCCCACAAUAAGGAAGAGAAGACCAGACAGUCAGACUCUGCUACUUUUGGGAUCCAUGUUGAAAAAUCAACAGCCCUCAUACAAGAGGUUCUGAACGAGGCACGUGUGUAUCGCCUUGACUCGUUUGCACAUCUGUCAUUGGAAUUCUGCAAGAUGAUCAUUCCUGAGGCAGUUAACAGUGAAGAAAAGCAGAUGAAAGACGAUUUUGAGUCUAAAUUGAAAGAAAGAGAAGAAUUUCAAAGAAAAACAAAGAAGAAGAUUUCCAAGGGAAAAAAGAAAAUCUUACAAAAGGUUACAAGUAGUGACUUCAGUGAUCUUAUGAGUGUGUUAACACUAUAAAGGCCUAAUACUUUA